AAGGCUUUGUCCCUGAUGAACAAAAACAUGGAUGUCUUGGAAGGGGCCAUCAAGGAAGCUGCUCAACAGGGUGCCCACAUCAUUGUGACUCCUGAAGAUGGCAUCUAUGGCUGGCGUUUCACAAGAGAAACCAUCUACCCCUACCUGGAGGAUAUCCCUGAUCCAGCAGUGAACUGGAUUCCCUGCACUGACCCUACAAGAUUUGCUCCUGCUCCAGUUCAGGAAAGACUCAGCUGCAUGGCCAGGAAGAACUCCAUCUAUGUGGUUGCAAACAUUGGGGACAAGAAGCUGUGUAACUCCAGUGAUCCCAGCUGCCCCAGCGAUGGGCGCUAUCAAUACAAUACCGAUGUUGUCUUUGAUCCAGAGGGGAAACUGGUGGCUCGUUACCACAAGUAUAAUCUCUUCAUGCCAGAAACUCAGUUUGAUUACCCAAAAGAGCCAGAAGCUGUCACCUUUGAGACUCCUUUUGGGAAGUUUGGCAUUUUCACUUGCUUUGACAUCCUUUUCUAUGAGCCUGCUGUGGUCCUGGUGAGCAAGUUGCAGGUGGACACCGUGCUCUUCCCGACGGCUUGGAUGAAUGUCCUGCCAUUUCUGACUGCAGUUGAGUUCCACUCUGCCUGGGCUAUGGGCAUGGGUGUCAAUCUCUUAGCUGCCAAUACACACUACACCAAGAUGUCUAUGACAGGGAGUGGUAUUUAUGCACCAGAUGGAGCCAGAACAUACUACUACAAUAUGAAAACUGAGGAUGGUCACCUCCUCGUUGCCGAACUAGAUUCACACCCUCGCCUUUCUCCUGCCUCCUCACCUGAUGUCAAGUGGAACUCACAUGCUUCAAGCGUUGAAAGAUUUUCACUCAAUGACCGUGAAUUUGAAGGAAUCAUCUUCCAUGAUGAGUUCACUUUCACUGAGAUCACUAAGCCUGAGGGGAAUCGCACUGUCUGCCAGAAGGACCUCUGCUGUCACUUGAGCUACAAGAUGGCAGGGAAAAGAGAAGAUGAAGUUUAUGUGCUGGGUGCUUUUGAUGGGCUUCAUGUCGUUGAAGGACAAUACUAUUUGCAGAUAUGCACGCUGCUCAAGUGCAAGAGCACAGACCUGAAGACAUGUGGGCAGCCAGUGGAGACAGCUCAGACCGAAUUUGAGAUGUUCUCCCUCAGUGGCACGUUUGGCACCGACUAUGUUUUUCCAGAAGUCUUGUACAGCGGGGUGCAGCUGGCACCUGGGGAGUUUGAGGUGUUGAAUGAUGGGCGCUUGGUAAGCAAGACAAGACCAACAAAACCAGUUGUCACUGUGACACUUUUUGGACGAUGGUAUGAAAAGGAUCAUCUUGAAACAAACCCCACAACAGCCAACUUUCCAUAA
Indicator indicator is the source of this 1359-nucleotide messenger RNA. Its product is annotated as pantetheinase-like. Gene Ontology annotation, molecular function: hydrolase activity, acting on carbon-nitrogen (but not peptide) bonds, in linear amides. The record is from RefSeq and is a predicted model, not a curated record. The coding region runs from base 16 to 1359 and encodes 447 amino acids. NCBI's taxonomy places the organism in Eukaryota, Metazoa, Chordata, Aves, Piciformes, Indicatoridae. The transcript is spliced from 7 exons.